CAUUUCCAGUUGUCUGUGUGUCUUUCAAAUUUGUCGGUUACAUGUAACAAGUUUUUUUGCGUUAGCUGGCUGCUGACAUGAUGAUGGGAACCAAAACAACAUCAGGAGACGCCGUUUUGCUUAAUAUGCGAGAUGAAAUGCAACAAUUCGAUAACGACAAGACAUGGAAUGUUGUAUAUGAAGUAUGAAUCCCCAGCUCUAUAUUGAUUGUUCUAGCAAUUAAAAAAUAAGUCUACAGUUCUGACUCAGAAUUCUUCAGUCGAUGCCGCUAGGGAUGUCAAAAACCGAUGGAAGAAUCGCUACCGGGAUGUUAGUCCGUGUAAGUCAACCAACAGCCUAAACAUUUCCUUAGUUGACUCUACCAGGGUUUUCCUAUGUAGUGCUCGUGAUGGUGACUAUAUUAAUGCAAGCUUUGUCUUCAUUCCGGAGGUUCCGUCCAGAAAAUAUAUACUCACUCAGGGUCCAAUGCAGCAAACUGUGAAUCAUUUCUGGCUAAUGGUUUGGGAGCGACAGUGCCCUGCCAUUAUUAUGCUCAAUCGCCUUGUUGAAAAAGGCUCUCUUAGGUGUCAUCCUUAUUUUCCUUAUGAUGGUGGUCCUUCUGUACUAAAAUUAGAAGACGUUAAUCUAAAUGUCGAGUUGGAGUGUGAGAUAAAUGCAAAAAUAUUUAUUAGUCGGAAAUUCAUCAUUACAAACAUUAAGACCAAUGAAGCUCAUCAUGUCUUGCACAUGCAGUAUACUAAUUGGCCCGAUUUUGGGAUACCUAAUUCUCCUGGCGCAAUACUGAAUUUUCUUUGGUCUGUUAGAGCUUCGGGUGCAUUAAAUGAUCCGUGUUAUCCACCAGUUAUACAUUGUAGUGCUGGUAUUGGACGAUCAGGAACAUUUGUUUUGAUAGAUCUAGCAUUAAUCUUAAUUGAACAAGCGAAUUCUAUUUCUGGUGUUGAUAUCAAAAAUUUAUUUCUUGAGUUAAGAAAAUGUCGUAUGGGUAUUAUCCAGACAGCUGACCAGUUAAGAUUUUGUUAUCGAGCAGUCAUUAAGGCUGCGGAUACUUUACUUGGUAUGUCAGUUGAUCAAAGACCGUUUGCCAAGUUUGAACCGGAUAAGGAGGAAGAGGAAAAUGUGUCGGAACCUUCAAGCGAAGAUGAUUCAGAUGAUAUGAGCGAACAAGGCGAAGUUGAAGAUCUUGCUCUGGAUGAUUUCGAUUCAGAAGAAGAUGUCGCUGUCGGUGAUAUCGAGACAGAACUGUUUAAUCCAUUGAAUGAUGUCGGUGUCAGGUUUAGAAAUUAUGAGUUUGGUUCUAGUCUUAAUACCCAAAAUAAAAUCACUAUCUCUCAGUUACGUAGUUUAAACUCUCUCAUCACGUCUGAAGCUGAUUCAGAUCCACUCCAGUUACAAAAAGACCGAUCGUCAGUUGAACCAAAUCACUUGCCAGAUUACUCAGACAUUAAUAUGGUCCUAAGAAGUCAAGUAUAUCACGCCUUCGAAAAACCAGAAAAUGGACUAUCCGAAUUAUCCACUGCAUCAAAUAUUCAUGCAAAUUCAUGUAACAGGAUUAAUAAUGCUUUACCAACCAGUCAAAUAGAACCAUUUCUUUCAAGUUACGAGAUUAGUAAAAAGAAUCCUAUUUUGUCUACGCUUUCUACAUCGCAUUCAGUCACACCUAAUUUCUAUCCAAAUAAUACUAUUUCGCGUUCGUUGCACACUAUAGGAUCGAACGUAUCUUUAUUAAAUAAUACUUCUGAAUUUGAAGAUAAUUCCGACUCAUAUGCCAAAGAAUAUUUAGCUGCUUCGAUAGAUUUACAUGAACGUCGUACUGCUCGUCUAGCUCGACAAGCCAGAAUGCGUACACAAAUCGAAGUCAUACGUACACGAAUGCGUGAAACAGAUAUGACACGCAAAAGAUGGCUUCCAACUCAUGUGCUCCAGUAUCUCCGCCGAUUUUAUGCAGAAAGCGGAUAUGUAAAAAGUAAAACUGGUGCCGUAAUCAGCAGUAUCCUUGUAGUUGCCGUUAUAAGUUUCGGUACGAUUGCUUAUAUCUACUGGUAAUUCUACUGAUUAAAAUUUAAUAUCAUCUUUAACACUAGAUAAAUAAAUCUUAUCGACGCUCAAUUUAUUUUAUCAAGGACUAUGUCUUCUCCCAACUACUAUGCGUUCAAAUACUUCAUGUAGUUCCUUCUCAGGUGACGAUAUCUGUUUAUCUAUAAUAUCAAAUAAUAAAUGUCGUUGAUACUUGGGUUAUAAACAUGAACCUACUCACAGACGUAGGUAUAUAUUAUUGAGACUUAAAAGCUAAUCUCUCACUUUUUUUGCAUUUCUUAUUUAUGAAAAGUGUUCCCACAUUCUAAUUUAUAUUGUUUUAAAAUUAACUGAUUUUGCCUAUACAUAAUGUACUUCGUAUUUUAUAAAACCACAAUGUUUAAAAAAUAACCUAUCACCAUGAUCAUGCAAUUAUUUUACAUCUAUUCACUUGUUUCGGUAUUAUUUUAUUCUUUGAGCUCUGUAACACAGAAGACACAAUGUGGUUACAUAUCUAACCAGUUUCUUAUUUGAUCCAUUGUAAUUAUUCUGCUACGAUGUAUGCAAUUCAGAUAAACAAAAUUGUACACACGUACUUGUAAUAACAAAUAUACUUUCAUCCCUUUACCUCUCCAAUAAAAAUCUGAUCAAAUUAUCUUUAAAUGUACGAAUAACGAACUAAAACACCUUAAAAUGUGUGCGAUAUUUUCACUAAUUCAAUUUAUGACAGCCUAAAUUUAGGGAAAUAGAACUGUGAAUUGUACACUGAUAAAAUCAAACCUAAAUGUGAACACAUUAUUACCAUCGAAUAAGGUACUCGAAUGUCAAUUUUUAUUAUUUUAUCAGAAUUUCAGUUCAUUCACA
Messenger RNA from Schistosoma curassoni, 2877 nucleotides. The record is from the annotation of a GenBank genome assembly. NCBI's taxonomy places the organism in Eukaryota, Metazoa, Platyhelminthes, Trematoda, Strigeidida, Schistosomatidae.